This is a messenger RNA of Rodentolepis nana, 363 nucleotides long. Lineage: Eukaryota; Metazoa; Platyhelminthes; Cestoda; Cyclophyllidea; Hymenolepididae. The record is from the annotation of a GenBank genome assembly.
AUGAUGGUGAUGAUGGUGGUGGCUGUGGCUGAGCAGGUCUUUCCCGAGUAUACUUGUAAGGUGGACUCAGUUGAGGUGCUGUUCUCAAAAGAGACCAUCGAGGUGGGCAGCAAUGACUUCUCCCAGUUAGUUGGCGAGGAAUUUGCAAGCUUUUUCGACUUCACCGAUCAGUCCAUAGAUGCAGCACUGCGACAUUUCAUGACCAAAUUCGCUCUUACGGGCGAAUCCCAGGAGCGGGAGCGCAUUCUCUUCCACUUCUCCCGUCGCUACGUUGCCUGCAAUCCCAGUGUUUUUGUUUCCGAUGGCAAUACGCUAACUGAAAUUUUGGUUAUCAUGGUGUAUAUCGGUCAGGUUGAUGCUUGA